AUGUCCAAUUUUGCCAUGAGAAAACCCCCUACUACAGGAAAUGAUAUGAAGAGUGCCACUCAGGGGACCACGCCAAGGCAACAGGGCUUUCAUGACUUGAGCAAAAGAAGGGCUUUCUUACAGGAUAACAGCUGGAUAAAGAAGCGCCCUGAAGAAGAAAGAGAUGAAAAUUAUGGUAGGGUGGUGCUCAACCGACAUAAUUCCCAUGAUGCCUUGGACAGGAAAAAAAAUGAGGGAGAUGAACCAAAAGCCACAAUUAGUCGUUACAGAUCUGAUGACACUUUGGAUAGGAUCUCAGACAGAAAUGAUGCUGUUAAAACACAUAAGGCCAAUACCUUGGAUAACCGACUAACUAAUAGAAGCUUGUCUGCAUUUAGAUCACCAGAAACAACAAAAACGCAACCUGGAGUUUCAUUCAGUGAAGUUACCACCACAAUCCCAGCUUCUACCUCUACAACAACUCCUGUAAAGAAAAAGAGACAGUCCUGGUUUCCACCACCACCUCCAGGUUACCAUGCUGCCCCCAGCCCAGGAACAAGCAGAAGGGAACCAACUGUUCAUCCUCCAAUACCUCCAAAGCCUAGUUCUCCUAUUUCAUCUCCUCACACGCUGAGAAGGGAUAAUAGGCAGAUAUGUCCACCCAAACCAGGUGUAUACACAGAAACUAACAGAGAUGCAGAAAGAAAUAUAAGGAGCCAGGAUCUCGAGAACAUUGUCAAAGUGGCCACUUCACUGCAGAAAACUGACAAGGGUGAAGAAUUAGAUAAUCUUAUCAAGAUGAACAAAAGUUUAACCAGAAAUCAAGGUCUUGAUGGUCUCUUCAGAACAAGUCCUACGUCAGAACAAACAGAGAAAAGAGCCAAAAGUCUUGAAAGUCUCAUCUUUCUGAAUGCCCGGAAGGACAAAGAUGGCAAAGGAAACCAAACCCUCAGCACUUUCAUGAAAGAAAAUCCCAGAACAGUCAAGAAUAAUAUAGGAAAUCAAGAUCUAGAACCAGUUACCAAAGUGAACACCAGGGCAGACAAAGCUAGAAGAGGCGGUGAAGACCUUGACAAUGUUAUCAAAGUGAAUACCAAAGAACGUCAAAAUGUCACUGGAAAACAAGACCUCAGUGGACAUAACAAGGAGAAUCCUGAAACAAAUAAAAAUAUCAAGAGGGGCCAGAGCCUUGAUAAUCUCAUCAAAGUGACCCUUGAAGAAAAGAGAAGUAGCCCAGGUUCCAAGGAGUAUGAUAAACUCAUCAAAGUGAACCCAAGAACAGACAAAAAUGUACAAGGGGGUCAAAAUCUUGAUAGUCUCAUCAAAGUGACUCCUGAAAUGAAGAGAAUCAAGCAAGGGAACCAAGGCCUGGGCAAUCUCAUCAAAGUAGUCCCCUCAGCAAAUAAGAACUCUGAACAAGGUCUUGAUGAACUAAUUAAAGUAAACCCAAAAGCUGUCAAAAGCACAACUCGAAAUCAAGAUAUUGAUAAACUCAUCAAAGUGAAUCCUGAAACUCUCACCAACAACCGAAGGAACCAGGAUCUCAAUAACCUCAUCAAGGUGAAUCCUGAAGUCAUCCGAAGCAAUCAGAGCCCAGACAAUCUUGCUAAGGAGAACCGUUCAGCACUCAGAACCUCUAAGCAUGACCAGGACCAAAAAAAUAUCACUGAAGUGAAUUCUAGUGUGUCUAAAAGUAAGGAUAGAAGUUCCUAUGAGGAAACCAGGCCCGCAGGAGCAAAGGACACUGUUGUGUACACAAGGACGUAUGUGGAGAAUAGUAAAUCACCCAAGGUCGGCUAUCAGGAAAACAUAUCUGGAAAAUACAUUCAAACUGUUUAUUCAACCUCAGAUAGAUCUGUCAUUGAAAGAGAUAUGUGCACUUACUGCCGAAAACCCUUGGGUACAGAAACAAAGAUGAUUUUAGAUGAAUUACAAAUUUGCUGCCAUUCCACUUGCUUCAAGUGUGAAAUAUGCAAAAAACCUUUGGAAAACCUACAAGCUGGUGACAGUAUUUGGAUUUAUAAAAAGACAAUACACUGUGAGCCUUGCUACUCUAAAGUUAUAGCCAAGUGGAUUCAGUAAUUCUGGCACAUUGAAAUCAAGAUGAAAAUACGUAUUAAAAUUUUAAUUUUUUCAGUUUUAGACUAUAUCACCUAGAUAAAUCUUACACUGAAGACUGAGUCAUAUGUAAUUCAAAAUUCUAUCAUUGAAUAAAUAAUAUAAUUACCUUCAACAAGAUCACACACAUAAAAGGAACUAUCUGGUACUUAGCUAGAUUUGGUAAUCAAAAUUCGAGUACUUCUAGCUACCAGUGUCAAAGUGUUGGUACUUUCUGAUCGCAGUGGGCUCAUCGACUCUAAGGAGGCUGUUCCUGCUACAAACUUAAUCUGUACGUUAGGGUUAUUAUUAUAGAUGCUUCUCAUCUUCUCACCAUUUUCCCCUAAGAAUUUGAAUUUGUAUACACUAUUAACAUCUAUCAAGGGUGCAAGAUAUAUUUUAUUUUUGUGCAAAAGAAAUGUUAAUUGAGAUUUUAUUAUAAAGUAUGACCAAUGUCUAUUAACACUCAAAGUUAUAUGAACCUCAGAAAAUUACGUAGACUUUCCAGAUCCAUUAUCUAUAACAUGAAGGAUAUUGAACAAGAUGAUUUCUAAGUCCCCUUCUGCUCUCCAACUUCUAAAGCAAGUUUUUGUUUUCUCCUUAGAAACAUCUAAAUAUGUUAGCAUAUUGACUUGAGAUAAUAUCUAAACAAUUUAGUCUUUGUGUGAUCCUUCAAGUUUUCUCUCUCAGGCAUAUUUUUACAUAACUUAUAAAAAAUCAGAAAGACAUGGAUUUAUGGGUAAUGGGUAAACUCAUAUUAUAUUCAUAGAUUAUUAUUAUAAUUUGUUGAUUUUUUUCUUCGCAUGAAUUUCAAACUCUGAGUAUACAAAUAACCUUUGAGAAAUGAUGGUUAUGAACUACAAGGACAUGCUUUGGGGAAUGUUACAUUUAUCCGUUUUACAUAGCACUUUAUAUUUGCAUACAGUUGAUAAAAAAAUAAAGUGAACUAUGAGUUAC
This is a messenger RNA of Sorex araneus (European shrew), 3033 nucleotides long. It is a transcript of the gene SCEL, whose product is annotated as sciellin. Gene Ontology annotation, cellular component: cytoplasm. The transcript has 32 exons. Lineage: Eukaryota; Metazoa; Chordata; Mammalia; Eulipotyphla; Soricidae. The record is from RefSeq and is a predicted model, not a curated record. Bases 1 to 2061 code for a protein of 686 amino acids. Gene Ontology annotation, biological process: epidermis development.